Molecule: messenger RNA, 1203 nt
Organism: Diutina rugosa
Lineage: Eukaryota; Fungi; Ascomycota; Pichiomycetes; Serinales; Debaryomycetaceae
Gene: RPT6
Product: proteasome regulatory particle base subunit
Exons: 1
Coding region: 1-1203 (400 amino acids)
Biological process (GO): proteasome-mediated ubiquitin-dependent protein catabolic process
Cellular component (GO): proteasome regulatory particle, base subcomplex
Molecular function (GO): ATP hydrolysis activity; ATP binding; proteasome-activating activity
Source: RefSeq, a predicted model, not a curated record
AUGGCCAGUGCUGACACGGCAGUAGUGUACGAAGGCGGGGUCCGCCCCUACUUUGAGCAGCAGAUCCAGCAGACAGAGAUCCAGAUCCAGCAAACGGCCCAGAACCUCCGGCGGUUGGAAGCGCAACGCAACAAACUCAAUAAUAAGGUGAGACAGCUCAAGGAUGAAUUGCGGCUUUUACAAGAACCCGGCUCCUACGUGGGUGAAGUGGUCAAAGUCAUGGGUACCAAUAAAGUGCUCGUAAAGAUCCACCCCGAAGGGAAGUACAUUGUCAAGAUCACUAAGGACAUCGACAUCAAGAAGUUGACUCCCCUGCUUCGCGUGUGCCUUAAGCUGGAUUCCUACGACUUGCACAAGAUUUUGCCCAACAAGAUUGACCCGCUCGUGUCGCUCAUGAUGGUGGAAAAGGUGCCUGACUCUACCUACGAUAUGGUUGGUGGUUUAGAUAAGCAGAUCAAGGAGAUCAAGGAAGUGAUUGAGCUUCCUGUGAAGCACCCGGAAUUGUUCGAAUCUCUCGGGAUUGCUCAACCUAAGGGUGUCAUUCUCUACGGUCCUCCGGGGACGGGGAAGACGCUUUUGGCGCGUUCAGUGGCCCACCACACCGAGUGUAAGUUUAUCCGGGUGCUGGGUUCGGAAUUGGUGCAAAAGUAUAUUGGUGAAGGGUCGCGGAUGGUGCGUGAGUUGUUCGUGAUGGCUCGGGAACACGCUCCCUCGAUUAUCUUCAUGGACGAAAUCGAUUCGAUUGGGUCGCUGAGAUCCGACGGCUCCAGCGGUGGCGACUCCGAAGUGCAAAGAACGAUGUUGGAACUUCUCAACCAGCUCGACGGGUUUGAAUCGCUGAAAGAUAUUAAGAUUAUUAUGGCCACUAACCGGCUUGAUAUUUUGGACCCGGCGUUGCUUAGACCGGGGAGAAUCGACCGUAAGAUCGAGUUCCCGGCCCCCACGGUGGCGGCGCGUACCGACAUUUUGAAGAUCCACUCGAGACUGAUGAACUUGACUCGGGGGAUUGACCUCAAGAAGAUCGCGGAAAAAAUGAACGGCUGCUCUGGUGCUGACGUCAAGGGGGUGUGUACUGAAGCCGGGAUGUACGCGUUGAGAGAACGCCGGAUCCACGUUACUCAAGAAGACUUUGAGUUGGCCGUCGCCAAGGUGAUGAACAAGAACGACGAAGGCGGGGUGUCGUUGCAAAAGCUCUUCAAGUGA